This is a messenger RNA of Clavispora lusitaniae ATCC 42720, 612 nucleotides long. Lineage: Eukaryota; Fungi; Ascomycota; Pichiomycetes; Serinales; Metschnikowiaceae. The record is from RefSeq and is a predicted model, not a curated record.
AUGAAAAGCGACCCGGUGGCCAAAAGCUGCAACUUGUCGAUCUGCACAACCUCGACAGACAUGAACCGGUCCAUGGUGUUGAUGGCCAAAAACAACGUUUCCGGGCAAGAGACGGAACCGCUGGUGCAUCUCCACAAGCCAGUCCACCAAGAUCGACCGCAUGCGUGGCUUCAACUGCGUCUGCUUGUACAAGUAGUUGGCGUCGGGCAAAGUUUUGCGCUCGAGCUCGUGCAAGUAAGGGAAAAUCUCGCCCACGUACUCGCUGACCAUAAGCGGAUCAUCUGCGUCCUCUUCGUCGAGGUCCUGCCACUGGUAGUCCUCGCGGCGAGAUUUCUUGUGGUUUUCCGAGACGUGGAGUUUUUCCACCAAGUUGGUGCUGGACUCUGUGGCCUGGCGCUUCUGCGGCAACCGCACAAGCGAGUCGCCAAGCGGGUCGCCAAGCAACGGCGCCUGCGGGCGGGCAAACGUGUCUGUUCGAGAAAGGGGCCGAGGGACGGUCUCGCCUGGUUUUUCCGUUUCGGGCGCCCGUUUUCGAGACGACGGCACGGCAGCGGGCCGCUGCGCAUGCUGCGAGUCUGUGGCAAUGCCAAACUGGCGGGAAACGUCGCCUAG